Prosopis cineraria is the source of this 2674-nucleotide messenger RNA. Its product is annotated as alkaline/neutral invertase A, mitochondrial-like. Gene Ontology annotation, cellular component: mitochondrion. Gene Ontology annotation, biological process: sucrose catabolic process. Lineage: Eukaryota; Viridiplantae; Streptophyta; Magnoliopsida; Fabales; Fabaceae. Bases 409 to 2376 code for a protein of 655 amino acids. The transcript has 6 exons. The record is from RefSeq and is a predicted model, not a curated record. Gene Ontology annotation, molecular function: endo-alpha-N-acetylgalactosaminidase activity; sucrose alpha-glucosidase activity.
CCACAUUCUCGUUGGUUCAGGAUGCUUCUGUUUUUUCGCCCAACAAGAAACUACCGAGUGCGAACCUUCUCUUUGUCAUCUCAUCAAUUGCCUCUUUGAGUUUCCCUCCUCAUUUCUGCUAGCUUCCGAGUCCUUCGCUUUCCUUCAUCCGAAUCGUAAGUCAAACUAAAUCCUUCUGAAUUUCCCUUUCCAUUCUCAUUUCCCGUUUUCUGAUGAUGUAAUUAGAAUCUUUCCCUCCUCGAUGACCCCCUUUACCGGGGGCCGAACAUAUGAUUGCCAGAGACCAAUUUCUUCUGUACUUCAAAGAUGAUAUCUUAAUUUUCAGUUGUCCAGAACCCAUUUCUUCUUCUGGGCUUUAGUUAGCGUGUCAUACAUAUUGCUACUGGUCUUUUAGUUGGAAUCUCUACUAUGAAGCCUUGUAGUAGAAUCCUAAGAAGCUGUAAAAGCUCAUCGAUUUUUGCUUUUUCUCCGACGGAGCUCAAUAAUUCAGUCGAGGACAUGUUGUCCAAAUUACAUACCAAUUCAAUACAUCACUGUAGAUACCAUACCCGUGUGAUCAGUAAGGAUGGGAGAAAUUUUAACGUUUCUAGUUCAGAUUGGGGUCCAUUUAGAUUUUUUCGUACCGCCGGAAGUGUUAAUAUAGGGGGUGGUGGGAGAAUUUCAUCGAUACUGAACGUAGAUUCCUAUGUUAGAUAUCAUUCUACAUCAGUUGAUUCUCAUGUUAAUGAAAGAAACUUCGAGAAAGUUCACAUUCAAGGUGGAUUGAAUGCGAAUCCCUUUGUGAUUGAAAGAAUUGAGACUGAUGAAAGUAAAUUGGAACAAGUCUCUUUAGAAACAAUUAAUGGUUCGAAUGUAAAUAUAGAUAAUCUGAAUGGUUUGGAUAAGAAUAAGGUUGAAAGGGAGGUGUCUGAGAUUGAAAAAGAAGCUUGGAAGUUGCUUCGAGGUGCGGUUGUCACAUACUGUGGAGAUCCAAUUGGGACCGUUGCAGCUAAUGACCCUGCUGACAAACAGCCACUAAAUUAUGAUCAAGUCUUUAUCCGUGAUUUUGUUCCAUCAGCACUUGCUUUUCUGCUCAAUGGCGAAGGGGAGAUUGUCAGGAAUUUUUUACUUCACACAUUACAGUUGCAGAGUUGGGAGAGGACUGUUGACUGCUACAGCCCGGGGCAAGGGUUAAUGCCAGCAAGCUUCAAAGUUAGGACCGUGCCUCUUGAUGGAAGCAAUGAAGCAUUUGAGGAAGUUUUGGAUCCUGAUUUUGGUGAAUCAGCUAUUGGCCGUGUUGCACCUGUUGAUUCUGGAUUAUGGUGGAUUAUCUUGUUGAGAGCUUAUGGGAAGCUCACUAGUGACUAUGCAUUGCAAGAGAGGGUGGAUGUCCAGACAGGAAUAAGGCUGAUUCUUAAACUGUGUCUAACUGAUGGUUUCGAUAUGUUUCCUUCUCUUUUAGUUACUGACGGCUCCUGCAUGAUUGAUAGACGUAUGGGGAUUCACGGUCAUCCUCUUGAGAUCCAAGCCUUAUUUUACUCAGCCUUGCUUUGUUCUCGUGAGAUACUUACAGUCACUGAUGCAACCGAGAAUCUUGUUGCUGCCAUAGAUAAUCGCCUGAGGGCACUCUCCUUUCACAUGAGAGAGUAUUAUUGGGUCGAUAAGAAAAAGAUUAAUGAAAUUUAUCGUUAUAAGACUGAAGAAUAUUCUACUGAUGCCAUCAACAAAUUUAACAUCUAUCCUGAGCAAAUUCCUUCUUGGCUGGUGGACUGGAUCUCUGAGGAAGGUGGCUACUUCAUUGGCAAUUUGCAGCCUGCUCAUAUGGAUUUUAGGUUUUUUACCCUCGGAAACCUUUGGUCCAUUGUUUCUUCUCUAGGCACCACAAAACAGAAUGAGGGAAUAUUGAAAUUAAUGGAGGCCAAAUGGGAUGACCUUGUCAGUCAAAUGCCUUUUAAGAUUUGCUAUCCUGCACUCGAGCGUGAGGAGUGGCGUAUAAUCACUGGCAGUGACCCUAAGAACACCCCUUGGUCAUACCACAACGGUGGAUCUUGGCCAACACUUCUCUGGCAGUUCACUCUAGCCUGCAUCAAGAUGGAAAGGCCUGAUUUGGCAAAUAAGGCUGUUAACUUGGCAGGGGAAAGGCUUUCUGUGGAUGGAUGGCCAGAGUAUUAUGAUACCCGAAAAGGAAGGUUUAUUGGCAAGCAGUCCAGGCUGAUGCAAACAUGGACUAUUGCUGGUUUCCUUACCUCAAAGAUGCUCUUACAGGAUCCAGAGAAGGCAUCCUCGUUGUUUUGGAAUGAGGAUAAUGAACUUCUUCAAUCUUGUAUCUGCAUGCUUAGCAAAGCUGCUAGAAGGAAGUGUUCACGUUUUGCUGCGAGACCACAGAUUCUUGUUUAAAAGAGAAGCAUAUCAAAGUUUCAACCCUCUUCUUUCAGUCUGCCUGGUGGUUCAGUGGCCGACUAUGGGCAUGCAAUGAGAUCACUCUUUAGAUGAAAGUAAUCAUUUGAAGGUGACCUCAUUCAAUAGCAGAAUUGGUUCUGAAGAAACCCCAUUUUAUAUAAUAAAAAACAUUGUUUUCCAAUUUAAUAUGAGCUGCUAUCCGUUUAGUGACAACAGCUCAUUGUAUAAUUUUUGUACCGUUAGAAAAGCUUCAAAAAGGUUUGAUUAAUAAAAUAAAUUUAGUCAAUUGUUAAAA